AGGCGUCACCUCGCUCCUGCGCACACCUCCGGUCCGGAUCCGGAGCUAUUGGAGCUGAACACUACAACUCCCAGAAUGCUAAGCGAAUCAUUCUACUAUGCUUCUAGUACGCAUGCGCACAUGCGAGAGCUUGCGGGUCUCUUCCGUACACUAGGUUCCUGGAUGAGGAUGACUGGGAGAUGGAGUCUUCUGCCUUUUCCUCGCUUGUACGUGACCCGGAAACCUUACUGGCCAUCGUGUCCUCUGUGGCGCCGGCGCAAAGCAGAAGAGGGGCGGGUACGCCGCAAAGCAAGGGCGGUCGGUGGAGCCGAGAAGCUGUCAGAAGCUGAGCAGUAGGGGCUUCUUGGCAGGUGAUGGCGCCCCUCGUGGCCUAGAAGUCCAGCGCCCUCCGUAAACUGCAGACCCGCCUCUCUCCGUUGUUUCUGGUCAAGUCUCCGGGUCACUUUGAACAUGUUGGUGCGGCUAACCAAGCUCUCCUGCCCUGCGUAUCAGUGGUUUCAUGCCUUAAAAAUUAAGAAGUGCCUACCUCUAUGUGCUCCAAGAUGCUCUUCAACAUCUGCUGUACCUCAAAUUACCACUCACUACACUGUUUAUCCCCGGGAAAAAGACAAAAGAUGGGAAGGAGUGAAUAUGGAGAGAUUUGCAGAAGAAGCAGAUGUGGUAAUAGUUGGUGCCGGCCCAGCAGGGCUCUCUGCAGCUAUUCGACUAAAGCAGCUGGCUGCUGAACAGGAAAAGGACAUCCGUGUGUGUCUGGUGGAGAAAGCUGCUCAAAUAGGAGCUCACACACUCUCAGGGGCUUGCCUUGAUCCAGCUGCUUUUAAAGAGCUCUUCCCAGACUGGAAGGAGAAGGGGGCUCCACUUAACACUCCUGUAACAGAAGACAGGUUUGCGAUUUUAACAGAGAAACACAGAAUUCCUGUGCCAAUUCUUCCAGGUCUUCCAAUGAACAAUCAUGGCAAUUACAUUGUACGCCUAGGACAUCUAGUGAGCUGGAUGGGAGAGCAGGCGGAGGCUCUUGGAGUUGAAGUGUACCCUGGAUAUGCUGCUGCUGAGGUCCUAUAUCAUGAAGAUGGUAGUGUAAAAGGAAUUGCCACUAAUGAUGUAGGAAUACAAAAGGAUGGUGCACCAAAGACAACAUUUGAGAGAGGACUGGAAUUGCAUGCCAAAGUCACAGUCUUUGCAGAAGGUUGCCAUGGACACCUAGCCAAACAGCUUUAUAAGAAGUUUGAUUUGAGGGCCAGCUGUGACGCCCAGACUUAUGGAAUUGGUUUGAAGGAGUUAUGGAUUAUUGAUGAAAAGAAGUGGAAACCUGGGAGAGUAGAUCACACUGUUGGUUGGCCCUUGGACAGACAUACUUAUGGAGGCUCUUUCCUUUAUCAUUUAAAUGAAGGCGAACCUCUAGUAGCUGUUGGUUUUGUGGUUGGCCUAGACUAUCAGAAUCCAUACCUGAGUCCAUUCCGAGAGUUCCAGAGGUGGAAGCAUCACCCCAGCAUCCGACCAACCCUGGAAGGUGGGCAGAGGAUAGCCUAUGGAGCCAGAGCGCUCAAUGAAGGCGGCUUGCAGUCCAUACCAAAACUCACUUUUCCUGGUGGCUUACUAAUUGGUUGUAGUCCUGGUUUCAUGAAUGUUCCCAAGAUCAAAGGUACCCACACAGCAAUGAAAAGUGGAAGCUUGGCAGCAGAAUCCAUUUUUAAGCAACUAACUAGUGAAAAUCUCCAGUCAAAUACGACAGGACUCCAUGUAACUGAGUAUGAGGACAAUUUGAAGCAAUCCUGGGUAUGGAAAGAGCUAUAUGCUGUUCGAAAUAUAAGGCCAUCCUGCCAUGGGAUACUGGGAGUAUAUGGAGGGAUGAUUUACACUGGAAUAUUUUACUGGAUAUUUAGAGGAAUGGAGCCCUGGACUCUAAAACAUAAAGGCUCAGACUCUGAUCAACUCAAACCAGCCAAGGACUGCACACCCAUUGAGUAUCCAAAACCUGAUGGACAGAUCAGUUUUGACCUCUUAUCCUCUGUGGCUCUGAGUGGUACUAACCAUGAACAUGACCAGCCUGCACAUUUAACCUUGAAGGAUGACAGCAUACCUGUUAAUAGAAAUCUGUCAAUAUAUGAUGGGCCCGAGCAGCGAUUCUGCCCUGCAGGAGUUUAUGAAUUUGUUCCUUUGGAACAAGGUGAUGGAUUUCGAUUACAGAUAAAUGCUCAGAACUGUGUGCAUUGUAAAACAUGUGAUAUCAAAGACCCAAGUCAAAAUAUCAACUGGGUGGUCCCAGAAGGAGGAGGAGGACCUGCUUACAAUGGCAUGUAAAGCACAAGUGCCUUCAUUUACUGGCAUAUUUGAUAGCCAGUCUCUAUAAACUGUAAAUGUAUGCCAAACUAACUUCCUAUAUGUUUAGAUAACUUCUGAACAAGUGUCCUUCAAACAUUAUUGAAGUAAAAAACUCUCUAUCUAAAAUUGUCCCACAAAAUCAUGAAAUAUUUGUCAUAAAUAAAACUUUAUAAAUAAA
This is a messenger RNA of Arvicanthis niloticus (Nile rat), 2500 nucleotides long. RefSeq names its product electron transfer flavoprotein dehydrogenase (gene Etfdh). Gene Ontology annotation, cellular component: mitochondrial inner membrane. Gene Ontology annotation, biological process: electron transport chain. Lineage: Eukaryota; Metazoa; Chordata; Mammalia; Rodentia; Muridae. Gene Ontology annotation, molecular function: iron-sulfur cluster binding; electron-transferring-flavoprotein dehydrogenase activity. The record is from RefSeq and is a predicted model, not a curated record.